Trifolium pratense (red clover) is the source of this 2441-nucleotide messenger RNA. RefSeq names its product transcription factor bHLH62-like. The record is from RefSeq and is a predicted model, not a curated record. Gene Ontology annotation, cellular component: nucleus. Gene Ontology annotation, biological process: regulation of DNA-templated transcription. The transcript is spliced from 8 exons. Bases 467 to 2044 code for a protein of 525 amino acids. NCBI's taxonomy places the organism in Eukaryota, Viridiplantae, Streptophyta, Magnoliopsida, Fabales, Fabaceae. Gene Ontology annotation, molecular function: protein dimerization activity; DNA-binding transcription factor activity.
GCAAUUAAGUGAUAACACUGUUGUGUUACACAAUGUACAGAAAAUGAGAGAUUAUAAAGAAAAACAAAAAGUAACAAAUUACUGACUACAACUACUGCUAUACAAUCCAACAACACAAGAAACAAUUGUACUGUUACUAUUAUAAACAACAGCAAAAAAACACAUAAGGUCAAACAUUGAGAACUUGGAAUCAACAACCUUGUUCUUGCUGGAUCUCUAUAUAGUCCCCCCUCAUCUCAACCACAUCAAUCCCCUUCUCUCUCUCUCUCUCUCUAGCUUUUUAUUUACCAACUGAUCUAUCUUCCUUUUCACACCAAACCAAAACUCUCUUCUUUCCACUCAUAUCCCACCCAAUUCACUCCUUUCAUUCAUCACUUCAACCUCAUCACCCAAUUCACUUUUUUUCUAAUGUAAUUCAUUCAUAUUUCAUAUUCAUAAUCAAAAUCUCAUCUUUCAUACUUUCAUAAUGGAAAAUCAAUUCUUUUCAAACACAAAUGUUUCUCAAAAUCUUCAACCUUCUUCAAUGCCUACAUGGCAAUCACUUUCAUCAUCAGAACAACAACAACAACAACAAAACCAAGAUUGUUUCUACACACAAACAACAUGGGAAAAAUCAACAACAGAUCAAUGUAUUCAACAAUUUGAUUCAGCACUUAGUUCAAUGGUAUCUUCACCUGCAGCAUCAAAUUCCAACAUGUCAAAUGAAAAUUUUGUCAUUAGAGAAUUAAUUGGUAAAUUAGGAAACAUUGGUAAUUGUUCUGAUGAGAUCUCACAAACUUUAAUUGCUACAAAUUCAUACAAUACUUCAUGUUACAAUACACCUUUAAAUUCUCCACCUAAAUUGAACAUUCAAACAAUGGCUAUGAACUCAACUGUUGCAGAAUUUUCAACUGAUCCUGGUUUUGCAGAAAGAGCUGCUAAAUUUUCUUGCUUUGGAAGUAGAAGUUUCAAUGGAAGAAUAACACAAACACAAUUGAAUCAAACUCAAAGAUCUACUCCAUUGAUGGAAAAUGGAAAACUCUCUAGAGUUUCAAGUAGUCCAUCAUUGAAAGAACUUGGAUCUCAAUCUCAAUCUCAACUUGGUAUACAAGAAAAUAUGAAUUGUUCAUCUCAAUUGCAGGAUCAAAUUGAAGUUAACAAUAAUUCUCAAGAAGAAUCAACAAUCUCUGAAAAUGGUGUUAAACCUUCUCCUUAUGUGAAUUCAAGAAAAAGAAAAGUUUCAUCCAAAGGAAAAACCAAAGAAAAUUCAACUUCUAGUAAUCCUCCAAUGGCUUGUGAAGGUGUUGAAGAUUCAAAUUCAAAGAGAAUGAAAACAAAUGAUGGUGAAAAAAUUGAAAAUGGCAAAGUGAAAACAGAGGAAGAGCUAAAGGGGGGUAUAAAUAGUAAUGAUGAAAAACAGAAUAAGAGUAACACUAAACCUCCUGAGGCUCCUAAGGAUUACAUUCAUGUUAGAGCAAGAAGAGGUCAAGCUACUGAUAGCCAUAGUCUUGCAGAAAGAGUUAGGAGGGAGAAAAUUAGUGAAAGGAUGAAGCUUCUACAAGAUCUUGUACCUGGUUGCAAUAAGGUAACUGGGAAAGCACUCAUGCUUGAUGAAAUUAUAAACUAUGUUCAAUCAUUGCAGCGCCAAGUUGAGUUUCUAUCUAUGAAAUUGGCUACUGUGAACACAAGGAUGGAUUUAAGUAUUGAGAGUCUAAUCUCAAAAGAUAUAUUUCAAUCAAAUAAUUCUUUGGCACACCCAAUAUUCCCACAAGAUUCCUCAGCACCAUCCUAUUAUGGGCAGCAAAACCCAGCAAUUCACAAUAACAUUUCUAAUGGAAAUGUGACCCACAACUCAGUGGACCCAUUAGAAAAUGGUUUAUUCCAAAACCUUGGCAUGCACUUAUCUUCACUAAGUGGAUUUAAUGAUGCUGCUUCUCAGUAUCCAUUAACAUUCUCUGAGGAUGAUCUCCACAGCAUUGUUCAAAUGGGAUUUGGGCAAACUGACAAUAGAAAAACACCAAUUCAAUUUCAGAAUUUGAACGGUACUAAUCAACUACCCCUAUGAAAAUUAAGCUUUGAUCACCAUUCAUUACGCCUGAAUUGAAGCUAAAGAUGAAUAGGAAGAUUGCUGUUGUACACAUCAACAAGAAAUUUAAUUGGACAACCCCAUGAAAAUUAUUAAGUAAUCAUUAUUAUUAUUAGGUCUAAUAGAAGCCUCUUUUGUCUUCAUGUUAGACCUUUACUUUUUUCUUUUCUUUUUCCUUUCACUUUCCUUGAUUUUAAUUUUUAAUCUUGGGGGUGGUUCACUUUUUCUUUUCUUUUUUGUACAACUAUUCACUGUAAAAUCUUUAGGAUCUUGAUUCUGUAUUCUGUUGGUGCAAAUUCUUAUUAUUAUUAUGGCACCAAUUGUGAGAUAUAGUGCUAAUUAAUUAAAAGAGCUUUUGUACUACCUUUCAUUAUCA